Messenger RNA from Rattus rattus (black rat), 721 nucleotides. Its product is annotated as 40S ribosomal protein S12-like. The record is from RefSeq and is a predicted model, not a curated record. The transcript has a single exon. Lineage: Eukaryota; Metazoa; Chordata; Mammalia; Rodentia; Muridae. The coding region runs from base 323 to 721 and encodes 132 amino acids. Gene Ontology annotation, cellular component: cytosolic small ribosomal subunit; ribosome. Gene Ontology annotation, biological process: translation. Gene Ontology annotation, molecular function: structural constituent of ribosome.
AAUUCUAGAAUACAGCAGGAUGAAGACUAUGUAUGCGACAUAUGCCAUAGACAAAAAGGCACAGGAAAAAAAAAUGAUGUUGCUCUUCAAAUAAGAUUAAAGAUAUAUACUGGGCAUUUAAGAUAUAUAAUGAAUUUUGGUCACCUGACCACUGUUUUCAGAAGGGGAAAAUGAAUUUGUCCUAAAGUCAUUUUAGCUCAGUAAAAAUGCACCAGCCAUGAGAAUAGAAAAUGUAUGUUCCUUUUCCCCUGCCGCCGCCAAGUUGCGCAGAGGCGGAAGCUCUGGUGCGUUCAAGAUUCGGCGUCACCCAUAACCUACCGCCAUGGCCGAGGAAGGCAUAGCUGCUGGAGGUGUAAUGGACACCAACACUGCUCUACAAGGGAUGCUGAAGACCGCCCUCAUCCAUGACAGCCUAGCACGUGACAUACACGAAGCUGCCAAAGCCUUUGACAAGCGCCAGGCCCAUGUCUAUGUGCUUGCCUCCGACUGUGAUGAACCCAGGUGUGUCAAGCUGGUGCAAGCACUCUGUGCUGAGCACCAGAUCAACCUGAUAAAGGCUGAUGACAACAAGAAACUUGGGGAAUGGGGAGGCCUCUGUAAAAUCGAUCGAGAGGGGAAAUCACAGAAAGUGGUUGUUUGCAAUUGUGUAGUGGUUCAAGAUUAUGGCAAAGAAUCUCAGGCCAAGGAUAUCAUCAAGGAGUACUUCAAAUGCAAGAAAUGA